Molecule: messenger RNA, 1416 nt
Organism: Vicia faba (fava bean)
Lineage: Eukaryota; Viridiplantae; Streptophyta; Magnoliopsida; Fabales; Fabaceae
Source: the annotation of a GenBank genome assembly
AUGUUUGCAACCCUUGAUAAUCGUCGCCUAAAAUACUUUUGGGGACGUUUAUGGAGCGAUACUCUUUUAUUUUUUGCCAACGCUUCGCUUAACAGCGACUCCACUCGUUUAUCGCUUACUCACUUCCUCGAUCGCAAACUUCAUAACUCUUCAACAGUCCCUCAAACCGUUCCGGGGAAAUUGACGCCUUUUCAAUCACCGACCAGUGAGCAAGAUGGAAGCGUCAAACUAACUGAAGAAGAGAGAAAGUCUGCAACUGCUGAUGAGAAGUUGAUUUUGGGAAUGUUCAAGCAAGAGGGCAAAUGUGACUUUGUUCCUCCGUUAGAUCUUGAUGAGUUAGGAAAUUUUGUGGCAGGUGAUGGUCAAGGAGCUAGGAAAAGGAAAAAUCCAUUUGAUGUCUAUUUUACUUGGAAUGGUCAUGAAAAAAGAUUUUAUACUGACAACCAUUUUAACUCCAUUUUGGAAGAUCAAGUAGGCACCAUGUCUCUGAUUUCAUACUAUGUAUGUCGUUCAUUGUCAUAUGCUUCUUUAGGAAACUUCAAUCGGAAGUUUAUCUUGCCGGUUGAAGCACGGGAUUGGAUUGAGACCACUGUUAGAGAGGCAUGGAGAAGAUAUAAGCACAAAAUUAAGAAGAAUCAUUUUUUGAAGUAUUCCAACAUGACCGAGAGACUCAAAAAUCGUCCGCCAAACGUGCCAAUAGCCCAGUUUAAGAGUCUUUGUGCUUAUUGGAGUAAGGAAACUAUACAAGCAAUCAGUGAAAAUAACACUAGAAAUAGAGCUCAACUAAAGUGGAUGCAUCGAAUGGGUCCCAAAAACUUUGCUUUGACUCGUGAAAAAGUGCGUGAAAAGGAAAAAAGAGAGCCCACUCAAUCAGAAAUGUUUGUUGAAACUCGAAAAGGAAAUAAAGGAAAGGAACUGGAUGUAGAAACUAGAAAAGUAAUUUCCCAACUUCAAGAAAUGGUUGAAAAGGAGGAAAGUGAUACAGAAGCUUUUAAAGUUUUUUUUGGAAAGGAGUGUCCAGGCAGGGUACGCUGUUAUGGGAGAAACAUAACUAAAACUUCCUUAAAGAGAAAGGCAGAGAUUAAUGCUUUGAAACAAGCCCAAAGUGAAGACGUCUCUACAUUAAGGGACGAGUUUCAAGAUAAGAUUGAUAGAUUGCAAAAUGCUUUUAAGACCGUAAUACAACAAUGCAAUCCUCAAAUUAAUAUAGAGUCAAUUGAAGAUUUGUUAGGAUUAUCUCAUGGAGAUGCUAAUAGUUCCCCAAAGGAUAUAAGACCGCAAAUGCAUUCAUCUACAUCAACUCAUGCUCCAUGUCAUGGAAAGGUAACCAUAUAUACCAAUAUUAUUGAUUUAUAUUUUUCUAAUUAUGUUAUAGUAUCAAAAUGGUUGUUAAUGUAUGCAAAAAUUUGCAAGUAG